GAGUGAAGUGACGGAGGCAGUUCUCCUGCAGAUUUGUGAUUUUUCUCCAUCAGGAUCAAAUUCAGAAUGAAUAUCCACCAUGUUCUGUCCUUCUGCUUCUUCUCAGCACUGUGUGGUGGAAACACUCGGCUCGUCAGCGCAAAAGUCAACAUUUUCAUAGGAGCUGAAGGAGGAAAUGGUUCAAUUACAUGCUCCUUGUCUUUGUAUGGAAGCAGGAAGUUCUUCUGUAAGAACAAAUGUAAAGCAGAAGAUAUUCUUCUUAAAACAGAUGAUGUCAGAGCUCAGAGUGGCAGAUUCAGCACUGAAUACACAAACAGAUCUUCAGGAGGAGGAACUCUGACUGUGACCAUCACACAUCUGACCAAGUCUGAUGCAGGACGGUACAGGUGUGGUUCGGGCAAAACUUUGGUUCCAGAGUCAUACACUGACUUUGAGGUCAGAGUUUCAGAUGGACCACUGUUGGCUGGACAAUCAGGUUUCUUCCGUACAGAAACUGAAGGAGAAGAACUCACUUGGCGAUGCAGCAAUACCGUCUACGGAAGGCAGAAGUUCUUCUGUAAGAACAAAUGUAAAAAACAAGAAGACAUUCUCAUCGAAACAGAAGGCAACCAAACUCAGAGUGGCAGAUACAGCAUUAAAUAUAAAGAAGGAUCUGUAUAUGGACUGCAUAUGACCAUCAAACAGUCGACCAAGUCGGACACAGGAUGGUACAGGUGUGGUUACGGCAGAGCUUCGUCUCCAGAUUCAUACCGGGAUCGUUUCGUCAUUGUCACAUAUGCAUCAGUCCCAUCAGCCUCCACACCAACACCAACAACAACUCAGAGUCAAAGCUCCAGUUCAGGAAGUUUCACACCAUCAGUUUCCCCUGAAACCACCGACCAGCUUACAGCAUCAGUCCCAUCAGCCUCCACACCAACACCAACAACAACUCAGAGUCAAAGCUCCAGUUCAGGAAGUUUCACACCAUCAGUUUCCCCUGAAACCACCGACCAGCUUACAGCAUCAGUCCCAUCAGCCUCCACACCAACACCAACAACAACUCAGAGUCAAAGCUCCAGUUCAGGAAGUUUCACACCAUCAGUUUCCCCUGAAACCACCGACCAGCUUACAGCAUCAGUCCCAUCAGCCUCCACACCAACACCAACAACAACUCAGAGUCAAAGCUCCAGUUCAGGAAGUUUCACACCAUCAGUUUCCCCUGAAACCACCGACCAGCUUACAGCACUGUGUGGUGGAAACACUCGGCUCGUCAGCGCAAAAGUCUACAUUUUCACAGGAGCUGAAGGAGGAACUGGUUCACUUUAUUGCCACUUCUCUUCAUAUGGAAGCAGGAAGUUCUUCUGUAAGAACAAAUGUAAAGCAGAAGAUAUUCUUCUUAAAACAGAUGAUGUCAGAGCUCAGAGUGGCAGAUUCAGCACUGAAUACAGAGACAGAUCUUCAGGAGGAGGAACUCUGACUGUGACCAUCACACAUCUGACCAAGUCUGAUGCAGGACGGUACAGGUAUGGUUUGGGCAAAACUUUGGUUCCAGAGUCAUACACUGACUUUGAGCUCAGAGUUUCAGAUGGACCACUGUUGGCUGGACAAUCAGGUUUCUUCCGUACAGAAACUGAAGGAGAAGAACUCACUUGGCGAUGCAGCAAUACCGUCUACGGAAAGCAGAAGUUCUUCUGUAAGAACAAAUGUAAAAAACAAGAAGACAUUCUCAUCGAAACAGAUGGCAACCAAGCUCAGAGUGGCAGAUACAGCAUUGAAUAUAAAGAAGGAUCUGUAUAUGGACUGUAUGUGACCAUCACACAGGUGACCAAGUCGGACGCAGGAUGGUACAGGUGUGGUUACGGCAGAGCUUCGUCUCCAGAUUCAUACCUGGAUGAAUUCAUUAUUGUCACAGAUGCAUCAGUCCCAUCAGCCUCCACACCAACACCAACAACAACUCAGAGUCAAAGCUCCAGUUCAGGAAGUUUCACACCAUCAGUUUCCCCUGAAACCGCCGACCAGCUUACAGGUUACUUCCUGCCUCUGGUUGUCGGUGUGACUUGUGUUUUUGUGCUGCUGGCUGUUUUUCUGCUGCUCCUCUACAAAUGGAAGACAAGGAGGAACUUUGCUGUGAACACCGGAGGAAAUGCAGACUACAUACACAUGGAGGCAUCUGUCACCUAUGAGAACUUGGCUCCAGUCUCCACACGUGAAGAGUCCAUCUACCAGACCCUCCAACCAGCCAGCACAGAUCAGGACCAAACCUACUCUACACUUUAAGACAGCAAACAAAUGAUAAUGUUUGGAUUUGAAUCUGGAUUUUGUGCAGCUUAUAAUGUUCUGCAAGGUUCCAUUUUGUUGCUUUACUGUUGGCAGAUAUUAUGUAAGGGAUAAUGUACAGCCAGCGGGUCAUUGUUGU
Sebastes umbrosus (honeycomb rockfish) is the source of this 2395-nucleotide messenger RNA. RefSeq lists its product as uncharacterized. Bases 67 to 2256 code for a protein of 729 amino acids. Gene Ontology annotation, cellular component: plasma membrane. Lineage: Eukaryota; Metazoa; Chordata; Actinopteri; Perciformes; Sebastidae. The record is from RefSeq and is a predicted model, not a curated record. The transcript has 12 exons. Gene Ontology annotation, molecular function: transmembrane signaling receptor activity.